Salvia hispanica is the source of this 534-nucleotide messenger RNA. RefSeq lists its product as uncharacterized. The record is from RefSeq and is a predicted model, not a curated record. Lineage: Eukaryota; Viridiplantae; Streptophyta; Magnoliopsida; Lamiales; Lamiaceae.
UCUCAUCAAAACAAACAACAAGAAUCAAAAAUGGCCAACGCAGCCGCUAUCCUCAUCCUCCUCAUCGCCAGCGCUGCCGCCGCCAGCGCCUCAACCCAGACGACGACGAUGUUCAAGGACGAGAAGUGCAAGAGGGAGUUUCAGGAGAUGACGCAGUGGCAGUGCGUGAUGUGGAUCGCCAGCGAGCCCUUCGGAGACGCCAUUGCGCCCAACCGCCGCUACCUGCCGGAGGAGCACCUCUUCAGCUGCUGCGAGCACCUCAAGAGCCUCAGCUCCGACUGCCGCUGCGACGCCGUUUGGGAGAUGAUGAUGGAGUACACCGGCUACGGAGACAUCGCCUGCGCCCUCGGGGAGCAGUGCGGCCUCGAAUGCUCCCUCACCUGCCCCGGCUACCGCCGUGGCCCCGCCCUCGCAUGAACUACUUUUUCUUCCUAAUAAAUCACACAUACCAUCGUGUGUGUGUUUGUGUAUGCUUUUUAAGAAAAUGUAGCAACCUUUGAACUGCCCUUUAAUCAUAUUGCAUCGUUUUCCUUU